Molecule: messenger RNA, 630 nt
Organism: Hymenoscyphus albidus
Lineage: Eukaryota; Fungi; Ascomycota; Leotiomycetes; Helotiales; Helotiaceae
Source: the annotation of a GenBank genome assembly
AUGUAUAUCAUCGCUGGACUCAUGAUGAAUAGAUGGGGCUUCGAGAGGCUGAAGCGACACGGAUCUGUACAUCUUCAGAUGCGCGUCAAUGACAGAGCUAUUAGUACAAUGGUCGGCAUUUGGACGGCAGCUUCUAGGUCCCUAAGACAACUUGGCCAAUGCUCGAAUGCGCACAAAACUCUUGGACAAAACGACUGUUGUUCCUGCAGAAUGUACUUACAGUGGAGUAAGAAUCGAGCUGAUGCCGCAAAAACAACGGUUCAGAAGCACCUUGACCCUCGCUAUUGGAAGCACAUGACAUUUCCUCCUUCGCCUGAAGAGUUAGAAGCAGCAGAGAUGGUCUUGUCUAAUUACUGCCAGGAUUGUAUCAAGCACGGGGAGUUGAAGGAGGCUAUGUCAGUGUUGCAGCAUGCAGUGCAUAAGCUGCCAAAUUCGGUUCAACUCCAGUUAAUGCUCGCGGAUGUCAGAUCUAGAGCGCCGAAGUCUGAUCGAAAAGCUAAGCGGAGAGCUGCAAAGGCAAAACGAACGGUGCCAAAGGAGAUUUGUUCAAAAGCAGAAGGGCCUCAACCAGAGGAAUAUUUUACAGCAGAUCUUUUCUGUGUUACCCCAAUAACCAGAUCGACUAAUUGA